Tarenaya hassleriana is the source of this 1153-nucleotide messenger RNA. RefSeq lists its product as uncharacterized. The record is from RefSeq and is a predicted model, not a curated record. The transcript is spliced from 9 exons. Lineage: Eukaryota; Viridiplantae; Streptophyta; Magnoliopsida; Brassicales; Cleomaceae. Bases 23 to 1033 code for a protein of 336 amino acids.
CGCACCAGUAAGUUUUCCAUUCAUGGCUACCAAUCUCCGUCUGCCUCCCGUCUGUGACUUCCAUCCUCCGGCGACGAAAUACCCAAAACGCACCCGGAGAAUCUCCCUAAUUACAGCUUUGCCACUAGCCUCUUCUUCUUCUCGUACUAUAUUCAUCCGGAGAAACGAAACGUCGUCGUCGUUGACGACUACGACGAUUAAUGCUCUUACGGAUGAAGCGAGGGAGUUGCCGGAUUUAGGAUCUCUCUAUGAUUCUCGGGAUGCCCCUUUGUCUUCAAAGCUGGUUCUUGUUGUCGGCGGCACUGGUGGUGUAGGACAACUGGUGGUAGCAUCAUUGCUCAAAAGAAACAUUAAAAUGCGAUUAUUGCUGCGUGAUCCUGAGAAAGCCACUAUGUUAUUUGGUGAUCAGGACGAGAAUUUGCUACAGGUACGCAAAGGGGAUACUAGGAACCUGGAGGAUCUCGAUCCAUCGAUGUUUGAGGCUGUCACACAUGUGAUUUGUUGCACCGGGACUACAGCUUUUCCAUCAAAGAGGUGGACUGGAGAAAACACGCCUGAAAGAGUAGACUGGGAUGGCGUGAGAAAUCUCAUCUCAGGGUUGCCCAUAUCGGUGAAGAGAGUGGUUCUUGUUUCGUCUAUCGGUGUGACCAAAUUUAAUGAACUCCCUUGGAGCAUCAUGAACCUUUUUGGUGUUCUCAAGUACAAGAAGAUGGGGGAAGAUUAUCUUCGGGAUUCCGGUAUACCAUUUACGAUCAUCAGAGCUGGUAGAUUGACUGAUGGGCCUUACACAUCAUAUGAUCUGAAUACUUUGCUCAAAGCCACAGCUGGUGAACGUCGUGCAGUUAUAAUAGGUCAAGGAGACAAGCUUGUAGGAGAGGUAAGCCGGCUCGUGGUGGCCGAAGCUUGCAUACAAGCACUUGAUAUUGACUGCACCGAAGGCAAGGUUUACGAGAUAAAUUCCGUUAAGGGGGAUGGUCCGGGAAGUGAUCAGCAGAAGUGGAUGGAGUUGUUUAAAGCUGCAGAACCCAAAUGAGACCGAACGCAAAUCGUUUGUUACAUUGGUUCCAGUUUAAAAGGGGAACUAGUUGGAGAGCUCUGUCGUCUAGGAAGACCAAAAAAAAAAAAUUGUAUAUUGUUGUAAAGGGAAAAAAAA